AUGUCCAAACCCGUGGGCAUUCCACCUCGAACUCCCUUGAAAUCAUCCUCUUCCGCACAGACAUCGAGAAUGAGGACCCAGCAGCGCCACUCGUCGGCACGCGCCGUACACAGCCAUGACGCAAAGGCACUGCCACCCGCCGUUGCUGCCUUGCUCGCCGUCACCACCAUCCCCAAGAUGCCCGCUCGCCGACGACAGCGCAGCACAAUGGACAGGCGCAUCUCCAUGGAUGAGUUGAUACAGGAGUGGAGACAGGAAGACUCAGACACUCCAUCCUCACUGUCGGGCUCUCCAAUGGACCUGCUGCUCGGUCGCGUCGACGAGUCGGAUGACGAGUACAGCAGUGGCAUGAGCAUGGAACAGGAAAAGGCAUCCUUCUUGACAUCCAGGUCUAUCUCCAGUGACUCCAUCUCCCUACCGCCGUCGCUGGAUUAUGAGAACCCCUCCUACGCUUCCCACUGGGAUAACAUCAGCACACCAGAUUCGAUUGGCCGCAAGUCACUACCAGAACGUAAAGAGAAGGUUGUCUCAUCACCGCCAAAAGAGGACUGCAUUCUCGAUCACCCCCUGCUUCACUUUGGGCCCGAUGAGUGCGAGGACAUCAUCGCGACCAACAUCAGCGACACCGCUCCGCCUGCGCCUCCAACCGAGCGAUUCAGAUCAUUCAAAUCUAACCUGACCGCUUCCCUCCAGGCAUUAAAAUCAGCCGCCAAGUCCUUUUCCAACUUUACAGCUCCCAGCGUGCCCCCGGAUGAUUUCCUCACGCGGUCACUCCUAUCGCCCAAUUUCACAAGCGAGAUGCGACCAAAGAUGGUCGACGGCCUGCCAUCGCCCGAGUUGCGACGAUAUCUCAACCCGCAGCCUGCACCAAUCUCAGCAACUGAAUUAUCAAUGCAUCUCCACGACUCCUUCACCCUCGAUACCGAUCUCGACCCCCACGCGCCAAUGAUUCAACUGCAGACAUAUGAGCGGCGUGGUCGUGCACAAAAGUCGCGCCGCAGUCGUGCCGCGGAUCCGCUUUCCGAAGCUGGAAGGGUCCUGUCUAAUGACGCACCAACCGUUCGGCAGCGUGAGCCCCGUGAGAACAGCGACUUUCUACGUGUCAUUGUUCUCGAGAUGAACAUGCGCCGCGUAGGCAAACUCGACGCAAAGGCCGUCGGCAAGGCGCGGAUCUGGCUCCCACCCAGAAAGCCUGCUUCCACUCAACCACCUUCGCGUCACGGUCCAAACUUUGUUCCCCUCAGAUGGAUUCCAAUCAAUUCAUCGUGAGCUGCAACGAGAUUGGAUCCCUUGCAGUUGGGCACACACACAGCCUGGUGCCCGCUACCCUCGUUACGUUCAUACGACAAGAGGCACCGAGCCUGCACGUUGCAAA
Bipolaris maydis ATCC 48331 is the source of this 1375-nucleotide messenger RNA. RefSeq lists its product as uncharacterized. Lineage: Eukaryota; Fungi; Ascomycota; Dothideomycetes; Pleosporales; Pleosporaceae. The record is from RefSeq and is a predicted model, not a curated record.